AUGAUGAUGUGGGAGCGUCUCUCCUUGUGCUUGGGGCCAUUACUUGUUGUGCUGCCAGUAGUAGAAGUAGUAUCUUUGUCUUUGGCAUCGUUGGAAUCUUUGCGGGGUGCAACUUCUCAUACUAAUAGUAAUAGCCAUAAACAGCAAAGAGCGAUUGAAAGGAGUCUGGAGAUUGCAAAGGCCCAGGGCUACGACACUCUGUUUGGGAGGGACGCCAUUUGUUGGUCCACACAACAACAAGAACGACAGAGACUCGUGCCGUGUCCCGUGGGAAAUGCGCUCGUCGGCGAGGCUCCAACACUAUCUGACGACGACCGUGUACUACGCACAGGAGUGGCGUACAACUACACGGCAACGGUGGAACUGAACUUGACCAGCUUGGGGUUUGAUGUAUCAUCAUCAUGGACAUCAGAAACAAUAGUAGAUGUGGAGGUCUCCUUUGUGGCCUGUGGGGUGGGACUCUUGGGGGGAAUGUGCAGUCCACAAGUGGUAGACGACUACAAUACAGCUCAAAGAAUACGUGGAACGCAGCAGUCCAUGUCCAUUCCACAUUCUGUGGGACAACAAUUGAUCCAAAGCCCCUGGGUAGAAAGGCAGCUGAAUAUGUCCAACGAUACAGCUGGUGCCAGUAUCCAUCAAUUCCAGGAAACAAUUCCAUUCCGUGUAGAAGUUCCGGGAGACUAUGUUGUCAUUGCCAUGGUACGGAUCAAACAAGAACAAGAUCAACGAGUGCUGGAAAUGGCCAAUCAUGCCAUGACAGACGAAACCAAAAUACUACUACGCUUUCAGGAACCCGUCCAAAUCCAAGGAGUGACACCAGAAAUUCGAAUUGGUUCCUACGUGACCAUUGCCAUGGGAGCCAGUGUCUUGCUCUGGCUACUCUUCCAAUCCAUACGAUAUCGACACUCCCAAGUACUGCAAGUUUCGCAGGGCCGAUUCUUGUCCGUCUUUCUCUUGGCGGGGGUCAUUGCCACCACGGCGAGUUUUCUCUUGGAUCCAAAACAGGAUGCCUACUGCCAAUGGGGGGCACCUCUCGUCCUCUGCAGUCUGCAACUAUUCUAUGCCAUUACACUGGGGCGUGUUUGGAGGAUUCAUGCCAUUGUCAGUCCAGCCGUCAUGAAACUCACACAUCAUAUUACUACAAAUACAAAUACUACCGACCAACGUCGUCGUCGAACCAGUACCACCAGUACCAGUGAUACCAUGAUGGAAACGCUCUUGUUUCGACCCAUUCAAAAACUCACCUCCUACGUCGUCACGUGGGAAAACCAGAGUCGACCCACGUCCCUUCGCAAGAGUAUUUCUGAACUGCAACUCGUCUUGGUGGUGACCCUGUUUACCGUCCCCCAAGUUCUGUUGCAAUUGCUCGGUGCCACACUUCAACCACGACAAAUCACAUUCACUACAACUACUGACAAUGACACGGCACGACAAUACUGUCGCAGCAGCACGGCCGUGGGCGGCUCCUUCUUUUUCUACGGAUGCCUCGUAUUCGUGGGACUCAUGAUCAGUCUCCUCCUCAUGGCACGAUACACAAGACGAUUGCCCAGUCUCUUUAAUGAAUCACGUGUCAUUUUCGAUUCCGUACUGUCGUCCUUGACAUUGUUGGCCGUGGGAGCGGGAUUUCUCUUGAUUGGAUCUGGCACUGGCACUGGCAGUCAUAAUAAUGAUCCGUCCCUGGAAUAUCUGGUCUGUGUCAUGGUCAUUCUCUGUGCCACAUUGCAGGCAUCCUUGCGCCUCAUGCUGCCCAAACUCAAAAUGGCAUGGCGGGGAGAAACCAUUGUCGUGUCGGAAUUGGUCUGUGAACAUUCUCGGUUGAUGCGACAAAAAUUGGAAAAGUAUGCCAGUCGACGAAAACAACAACAGCAACAACAGCAACAAAGCAAUGGAGAUCAUCAUCAUCAUUGGUGGACCCACACGCGGUCGUCGGCACAGAGUUCCGAGAAUCAAAACAACAAUAACAACAACAACAGCACCAACAAUCAGGAUAGUUUUUCCACAGUCGGCAGUGUCUGGACCACACAACUGCGAGCGACCACCAACAUGAUGCCAGACGAGACGAGCCGCGGAUUCGAUGACACGACACGAGACGACAGUGACUGUCUUUCGCCGCUCUCAAGAAACAAACAAGAGGACGACGGAUCGAGUAUCCGAACUUCCAUGGCAGUCGUCGAUGGAGAUGACGACAAUGAAACGGAGGAUCCUCCGGAAAAACGACGCAGUACCGUACGUUUCAACGGCGAAGAUCUAAAUGACUCGGAAAACAAUAACAAUAACAACAACGACACUGUCCGAAAGGUAACUCGGCGUCGUCGUCACAGCAGCGUUCGAGCCGGCAACCACAACAACAAUAAUAAUCCGCCCCCUUUGAUGAUGGUCUCUACGAGUCGGCCACCGGAAUGGAAACUACUCUUGAAAAUGAUGGAUCUCGAACACAGUUUAUCAGCCAUCAACAAGAAUAUCAUGUCCGGUCGCCCGGUGUCGGAAGGAGACUGGGAAGAAGUCCGAGCCAUGUUAUCUCGGUUGGGACGAAUCUUUGACGAACAAAUCAUUUUCGAAUGGGACCAAGAAACUGCCGCCGUUCGUAGACCGCAACCAUCACGAGCUUGCGUCGUCGAGACAAAAGAAGACAAAAUGACAAGAGACAUUUCGUUGCGCAUUCUAGACUUGGUUUGCGAAGACGAAGCUGCGGAAGAUGUGGAGGAUUCCAUUUCCGUGUACAUGAACGCUUCGUUGCAUUCAGCGGCAAUAGAAGAAAUGCAGAGCACACACUUUGGCACUGCUACUAAUCCACUGGCAGUUUCUCCACGGGAAAAGCUACAAGAGCCUGAUUUCAGCAAACUCGGUGAGGUACUGUGCGAUGGACCGUUGCGGUUCAGCCCGGAAGUCGCGGAACGAAGCAUAGUGCAACAGGUGCAGGCACUCCCUGUCAUGGAACAGGAGUCGUGCCUGCAGCUGAAGAAGGAUUGGGAAGAUGAUCUCGAUCAUUCUGCAAUGGAAGGAGAAUCCCAUGCACGGCAAAAAUUGUUGUCGGAUGAAAUGAUCCUCCGCUUCCUCCGUCAUUCCGAAGGUCGCGACGCCAGGCAUUUGCAACUGGCGACAUGGAGAAAAAUGAAACAGUUUGACCCAAAAUACCAGUCUCUCACGGCUAAAUCCUUGGACGAACAAGUGAGCACCAAAACUCUCUUCCCACUUCCUGGCAUCAAGACGUUGGAGGGUGGCUGUGACUGUUUCUACAUGCGACCUUGCCGUUUCAACCCAAGAGACGUGUCGACCACAUCAGUCAUCAACAACUUGGUUUACUGCAUGAGCACAAUGCUGGAAAAAGAGGAUGCUUGCACGAAUGGGAUUGGUUUCGUGGCAUGCAUGGAUUCGUGGACAAUGAAGCACUUCAGUCCCGACUAUUGCUUCCAGUUCAUGCAAGGGCUCCAGGGGUACUUGACUCCUGUCAAGGUAGUGCUCUUCCUGAUCGUAAACCCGCCACCGUGGUUCGGAAAGGUAUGGGCUAUUAUGAAGCCAAUGCUGUCCAAGGAGUUUCAAAAGAAGGUGAAGAUGAUACCUGAAUGUCAAUUGGAUCAGUAUCUGGAACCGGGCUUUCAGCAGUACUUGCCAGAUGACAUGAUGACGGGGCAAGCAGACACAGGCGAGCUAGUGAGGGAUUGGCUGACCUAUCGCAACUAUCUCGAGAGCAACACUGUGGAGACAUUAAGCAAUUCUGCUAGCUCAGAGGAUGAUGCCUUGUGCAGGAGGUGUGAAUGGCCGUGAUGACUUGUGCAAGAUGACCUCUCACUGGCUCCUAUCUAAAGGAGCCAUGUCCUCAAAGCACCCCUCCAUAUUGAUGUUGAUGCCGUUGUCCAGCUAAAGAUGACUGCGACACAAUAAAACAGUUCUUCUAGUUGUUUAAGUACCUAUAGAACAAUGUAACAUAGAAUCGAAUCACUGUUUUGUCG
Molecule: messenger RNA, 3950 nt
Organism: Seminavis robusta
Lineage: Eukaryota; Bacillariophyta; Bacillariophyceae; Naviculales; Naviculaceae
Source: the annotation of a GenBank genome assembly